Zychaea mexicana is the source of this 1674-nucleotide messenger RNA. RefSeq names its product major facilitator superfamily domain-containing protein. The record is from RefSeq and is a predicted model, not a curated record. Gene Ontology annotation, molecular function: transmembrane transporter activity. Gene Ontology annotation, biological process: transmembrane transport. The coding region runs from base 1 to 1674 and encodes 557 amino acids. The transcript is spliced from 7 exons. Lineage: Eukaryota; Fungi; Mucoromycota; Mucoromycetes; Mucorales; Lichtheimiaceae.
AUGAGCAUCAACGACAUUAAAAGUAAUUCUGCACCUGUAGACGACAAAAUCAACAAUAGCUUCAAUACUACAUCUUCCGACAUUGAUGUCAAAUAUGUUUCACAGCAACAUGAUGACAGUCUUAUUGUUGCUGUAGCAGAGGAGGAGCAACCACCAUUCUCAGCAGAGUCCACUACACAAGAAAUCAUUUUUGGUCGCAAGCAAAGAUUGUUCAUUUUGUUUAUGGCGUGCGUGGCUACUCUAGGUGCGGCAUUUCCAGUGCAGAUAUUUUAUCCUUCACUUAUUGCCAUUGAAAAGGAAUUCAACACUACAGCAUCUAUUGUCAGCAUUUCAAUUGCAGGAUACAGAGUGGUUCAAGCCUUCUCUCCGACUUUUUGGGGAGCACUUUCGGAUCAAUGGGGUCGUCGUCCCACUUAUAUGUUGACAAUGAUAAUAUCUGCAGCAGCUUGCGCCGGAAUUGCACUGUCUCCAAACAUCGAUACCUUGAUUGCUGUACGACUGCUUCAGGGGUUCGGCGGAACAUCCAUUCAAUCUAUAGGUGACGGCGUCGUUAGUGAUAUAUCUGUUCCGGCUACACGAGCAGGGUAUAAUUCAAUUUUUCAAAUGGGGUAUAAGGUGGGCAGUGUCCUCGGUCCUGUUUUAGGCGGAAUCAUUGCUCAGCACCUGUCAUGGCGCUGGUCGUUUUGGAUACUGGUGAUUUUCACUUCCUUUGUGUUUAUUAUGAUCGCUUUAUUCAUACCAGAGACGUUGCAUACUUUAGCAGGUGGCUAUUACAAUCCUACGCCCUUGCAAUGGAUUAAACGUCAAGGACAGAAGCGAAGCCAGACGAAACAACUAGAACACAAUUCAGAAGUUGUCGACAGCGCAGCAACAUCUAAAAAGGAAAUGAAGAUAUCCUGGGAUAGCGAAAGGGACACAGCAGCAAAAAGUCGGUUUAUGCGUAAACCCGAUUUUCGGGCAUCAUAUCGCUAUAUACGAAUGCCUGACUUCUUUCUCGUGAUGCUCAAUGAGGGCUUGUACUUUGCAGCACAAGCUUGUUACAUGAUCAAUCUGCCUUACUUGCUUGAAGACUACUACAAUUUGGACGUUCAACAGAUUGGUCUUUGCUAUCUUGCGCAGACGCUCGGAACAGUUGCUGGUGGUCUCGGUGCAGGGCAAUAUUUGAAUUACAUGUUUCGACGCACUGCUGCAAAUUACGACGGUAGCGAUAAGGAAAAGAAUACUGGACGCACAAACAAGCUGCCGCUGGAUUUCCCAAUUUAUAAAGCUAGACUUCAGUCUGUAUGGCCCAAUGCGAUCGCUGCUCAAAUCACCACAUUAGUAUACGGUUGGUGCUUCUACUUAAGAACACCUUUGGCCAUUCCACUUCUCAUACAGUUUAUCGUGGCCUUUAACGUACAAUGCAUGAAUUCAGCUACACGGUGUUUGCUGAUCGAUUUGCGACCAGGGAAAGGUGCUACAGUUGCUGCCUCUGUUGGUUUAUUUCGCCAGUUGUCCGCGGCUAUAGGCUCGAUAGCAAUGUAUCCUGCCACAAAAGCCGUAGGACCAGGCUGGACAUAUACUAUCCUUAGCGUCAUUUUAAUGAUCUCUAAUACCGUUAUUCCUGUAUUGUUAAAACAUGGCGUAAAGUGGCGAACAAAACGAGCUAUCCAAGAAGAAAAUAAUAAACAGUAA